This is a messenger RNA of Adineta steineri, 420 nucleotides long. The record is from the annotation of a GenBank genome assembly. NCBI's taxonomy places the organism in Eukaryota, Metazoa, Rotifera, Eurotatoria, Adinetida, Adinetidae.
AUGAUUGGACUUAGUAUACCAAUCAUCGUACCAAAUGCUCAAUUAAUAAUACUAAUAGGUUUUUGUACAGUUGAACUUUGUACUGGUGCUUAUCGGCCAUCAAUCGGUUUAUUAAGAAGUGAAUACAUUCCAAAUGAAGUUCGAUCAACAACUAUGAAUUAUAUUCGAAUUCCACAACUUAUAUUAAUCAUUCUAAUUUUAUCAUUUCAUUUUUCACUGACCAUUAUUUUUUGUAUUGCUGUUAGUAUGAUGUUUUUGGCAACAAUAUGUUUAAUUAUAUUAAAAGAUAUGAAAGCACCAGUACAAAAAGCAGAUCUUAGUAAAACAAAAGUAUCUGUAGGUCAACCACCAGCACCAUUAUACAUGACGGAGCAAUCUCAAAUCAAUGUAACAGAUAUAAAUUCCCAGCUGAAAAAAUAA